AUGAACACUCGCCAGGUCAUCGAUGACUCGACAGGGCCCGUGUCUCUAUCAGCCACUUUCAACAGCGACUGUAGCUGUUUCUCUGUCGGUCUGGACACGGGCUUUUGCGUUUUUAAUGCGGACCCAUGUGAGCUGAAAGUGUCCCGAGAUUUCAAUGCAGGCAUCGGCCUCGCAGAAAUGCUAGGACAGUCUAACUACCUCGCAAUCGUUGGCGGCGGGAGGCAACCAAAGCUACCACAAAAUAAAAUGGUCAUUUGGGACGACGUCAAACAGAAAGCCGUGAUCACACUCGAAUUCCGUACCUCCGUCCUUCGCGUACGGUUAUCCAAGUCACGCAUUGUUGUUGCGCUUCUCAACAGCAUUCAUGUUUUCGCUUUCUCUACACCCCCGAAAAAACUUUCUGUUUUUGAAACAUCGGAUAACCCGCUGGGCCUGAUAUGUCUUGGAAAGAAGCUUUUGGCCUUCCCGGGUCGAUCUGGUGGCCAAGUUCAGUUGGUCGAGCUAGAGACUGGGAACGUCAGCAUUAUUCCAGCACACAGCUCUGCCCUUCGAGCUAUGGUGUUGAGCCCAGAUGGCGAGAUUCUCGCCACAGCAAGUGAAGCGGGUACCUUGAUACGAGUAUUCUCUACAAGCAACUGCGCCAAGAUUGCCGAACUACGACGGGGGGUGGACCAUGCCAUGAUAUUCUCUCUUGCAAUUUCGCCUUCUAGCACACUUUUAGCAGUCACAUCAGAUAAGUCCACUCUCCAUGUCUUUGAUCUUCCGCAUCCACGAGCACUAGCACGACGAAGCCAAUCUCCAUCGUCGCCUUCUGAGGAUGGAGUUAAUCAGAAAUGGGGGAUAUUGGGCAAAAUUCCCUUGCUUCCUCGUGUAUUUUCUGAUAUAUAUUCAUUUGCGAAUGCCCACUUUGAAAUCGGCGAGGAAUCUCCAAGCGGGGCGCCAUAUAUCCCCCCGUUAGGAUCAUCUAUUGGACAGCCGUCUAAAGGUGUCCUUGGUUGGAUUAACGACCAAACAAUCUUAGUCAUUAGUGCUGGUCGAGAGGGUCGUUGGGAAAAAUUUGUUAUACGUGAAGGCGAAGGCGGGAAGCGCUUUUGUAUAAGAGAAGGCUGGAAGCGAUAUCUGGGAGGUGGAUGA
This is a messenger RNA of Talaromyces proteolyticus, 1134 nucleotides long. RefSeq names its product putative phosphatidylinositol 3,5-bisphosphate-binding protein. Gene Ontology annotation, biological process: nucleophagy; autophagy of mitochondrion; protein localization to phagophore assembly site. Gene Ontology annotation, cellular component: phagophore assembly site membrane; extrinsic component of membrane; cytosol. The coding region runs from base 1 to 1134 and encodes 377 amino acids. The transcript has 5 exons. The record is from RefSeq and is a predicted model, not a curated record. NCBI's taxonomy places the organism in Eukaryota, Fungi, Ascomycota, Eurotiomycetes, Eurotiales, Trichocomaceae. Gene Ontology annotation, molecular function: protein binding; phosphatidylinositol-3-phosphate binding; phosphatidylinositol-3,5-bisphosphate binding.